Molecule: messenger RNA, 771 nt
Organism: Histoplasma mississippiense
Lineage: Eukaryota; Fungi; Ascomycota; Eurotiomycetes; Onygenales; Ajellomycetaceae
Exons: 2
Coding region: 1-771 (256 amino acids)
Source: RefSeq, a predicted model, not a curated record
AUGACUACCUCGGUCAAACGUAACUCCGGAGACAGCGAGCGAUUGCGGAUACUCGCGAAGGAAGGUCAGAAGGCCCACUCGUUUAUUUGUGGCGAACCCGCAUCUGGCACAAACAUGGCCGACUUCUCGACAUAUCAUUCUUUAGGCCAGGGUGAGGAAGACAUGAGGACGGCGGGUGUGCCGCCGCAGUUCAACCCUCCGAUUGCUCAAGAGCACCCGAGCUACCAGCACAAUAAGUCUCCACAUGGGGAUAAUCUGUCCCCAAUGGGCACCAUGGACUCAGCCGGAUAUUCGUCAGGAUUGCCUGGGGAAACUCAAGGAGGAGAUACAAUGGGAGGAUUAUCAUCUCAGAUGGGCGGCUUAGGGAUCAGUGGAGCCAUGGGCGGAAGCGUCCGUACUCACAAGAAAAAGGAUAGACAUGCUUAUCACGAUAUUGGUGUGCCGUCUCCUACCUCACAAACAUUCAAUGGGAUGGCACAAGGUGGGAUUCAGCUUCAAUCAGGAAUGAACCCACAACUUCCACCGAGCUCUCCAUAUCCUCACCUAGCUUCUCCAGGCUCACAGCACCCCUUACAAUCGGGACAACCCUUUGGUGGGAGCGCUAAAUUUUCUUCUGCUGGAGAUGGCUCGGUUUCUACCCAAGGGAAGGUUGACCCUGAACAAGUUCCAGGCGUUCCAAUUGCACGCGAUGUUGCUGCACAUAUUAUCUCAACCACGUAUAUGCCACGAUGGAACGUCACAUACCCCCCCCCAGCACUGUCCCUUUCGUAG